Sander lucioperca (pikeperch) is the source of this 2046-nucleotide messenger RNA. It is a transcript of the gene neil3, whose product is annotated as nei-like DNA glycosylase 3. The transcript is spliced from 10 exons. Gene Ontology annotation, cellular component: nucleus. The coding region runs from base 163 to 1911 and encodes 582 amino acids. Gene Ontology annotation, biological process: base-excision repair. NCBI's taxonomy places the organism in Eukaryota, Metazoa, Chordata, Actinopteri, Perciformes, Percidae. Gene Ontology annotation, molecular function: damaged DNA binding; zinc ion binding; DNA N-glycosylase activity. The record is from RefSeq and is a predicted model, not a curated record.
ACGCCUAUUUCCGGAUACAAACCGUACUACGCAUGCGCGAAAUUGAAUCCCGUGGCGGGGAAUCAGGACGACAACAAACUUUUAUGAUAUUGAUAACAUUCAAACGCAGCAGAGGACAGCUUUUAUUGUUACUUACAUUAUUUGUAAUAUCUGAAGUCGAAGAUGGUUGAAGGUCCGGGCUGUACAUUAAACGGAGAGAAAAUCCGUUCUAAAGUCCAAAAAGGGCAAAAACUGAAGGAGAUCAAAGGCAGUUUGACAACAUCCACCAGAAACAACUCCGAGGGAAAUGCCUUCCACAGGUUUAAUGGUUGUCCGUACACUGGAGUUGAAACUCUGGGCAAGGAGCUCUUCAUGUACUUCGGUCCAAGAGCGUUGAGAGUCCACUUUGGUAUGAAUGGAUCAAUGCGUAUAAACCCUGCUGAGAGGAAAGAGAGGACUGGCUCCGUACCAGUGCUGGAAAUACACCUGACUAACGACAUUGUGCACUUCUUUGACAGCACUGUGGAAAUAAGGUUGACAGAGGACUGUGAGCAAAGGGUGAGGGCCAUGGAGAGUCUGGAUGUGUGCUCCUCCAAGUUUGGCUUCUCCCGCUCUGAGGAGGCAGUGAGGAGCCAAAGUAGCAGGAUGCUCUGUGACGUUCUCCUAGACCAGGCUGUCAUGCCAGGAGUCGGCAACAUCAUUAAAAACGAAGCCCUGUUUGACUCAGGCCUCCACCCAGCCGUGAAGGUUCAACAGCUGACAGACGAGCAGAUCCACCACUUGGUGAAGAUGACGCGUGAUUUCACUCUUCUGUUUUACAAGUGUCGCAAAUCUGGCUCUCCUCUCUACAAACAUUACAAAGUCUACAAGCGUCCCCAGUGUGGCCAGUGCUUUCAUGUCAUCACAGCCUGUCGGCUUGGAGACAGCGGCCGGAUGACUUACUUCUGCCAGAGCUGUCAGAAGGGAGAUCCCAGCGGGGUUGACAUCAGUAAGCUCCCAGUCAGAAACAGUUUGAUUGGCUGGGCCUACAAUGAGAGAACCAAUGACAACGUGGCUAAGAAGGAGGAAGAGGACUGGGCCUGUCAACUCUGCACGCUCAUCAACCAGCCAGCAGCAAAAGCCUGUGAUGCCUGCCUCACUCCAAGACCUGAGGUCUACAAAGAUGACGAUAACACUGAGGCAUCACCCUUCAACACUGAUUUGAUUAAAUACCCCUGCACUGCCUUCAAGAAGCCACAAGAGGAGCUCAAAGUCAACUGGAGGAGUGCAUUCGGCACUUCCACCCUUGUUUUCUCUGACUUGAGCAAGAAGCCAAAGCCUGUAAACUCCCCACUCUCCCCAGCCGGCAGUCAUUUGAAUUCCUUGGCGGCAGAGCGAGGUUUAUAUAAAUACAGCGUCUGCCAAGGGACAACAAGCCCCAAUUACGCCUCUGGUGGCUGGCAGAGGCAAAGUGCCGAGCUCUCCAAUGGGGAAUCACUGGCCUCCUACAGUCACCCGUCCAAGAAAAUGAGAAUUGAUCACAGUCCCUUUCCCGGUAACAAUGCUCAAAAUGGAGCCCCCAACUCAGGUAUGCGCAAACUAGAAGCGACAAGCCACAGCUCCUGCAUUUCUUCCAGUCCCAGUGUCCCUUGUUGUGCUUCCCAUCGUCGUCCAGCUGUCCUCAGAGCCGUCCACAAGGAGGGGGAGAAUAAGGGACGACAGUUCUACGCCUGCUCGCUUCCCAGAGAGACCAAAUGUAACUUCUUUGAGUGGGCUGACUUGCAUUUCCCUUCUUGUCACCAUGGGAAACGCUGUUUAAUGAGGACAGUUCUGAAACUGGGACCCAACAAUGGCCGGAAUUUCUACACCUGCAGCUUUCAAAAGGUUAAACAGUGUGACUUUUUCCAGUGGGCAGAGAAUGGACCAGGGGUAUCCAUCCUCCCUGGUUGUUAGCAAUGCAUUACUUCUACAUGAAACCCAGAUACCUAUACUGUAUGUUCAUAUACAUUAAUGGACAUGGAAAGGGAACCGAUAAGUCAUCAUUAACAUCGUGAAAUUUGCAGAUUUGUACUAAACUAUACAUUUAUU